Molecule: messenger RNA, 2983 nt
Organism: Vitrella brassicaformis
Lineage: Eukaryota; Vitrellaceae
Source: the annotation of a GenBank genome assembly
CUGACCUGUUUUAUGAAUGGAUGGAUGGAUGAUGUUCAAUCGAUGUGCACCGGAUGUCACCGAGAAAACGCGCAAGUCAUGGCUGGCUGGCCACUCGGCCACCGAACGACUCUAUAUGUCCACACCGCAAGACAAUCGACGACAGAAAGCGCUCGGGCGGAGCGAAUGCACAGACAGACAGACAGACACAGACGUGCAGCAGAGAAAGGGAAGGCACCAAAGGGAUACAUGGCACGGUCCAUCAGAAGGCAGGUUUGGUGACGAGUCCAGCGGGCAUGAGUGAGGUGACGGUCUGGAGGGGCUCGAACGAUACCUCAUCCAAGGGCACACCACACUGACACACAUACACACACACAUAUGGAUGGAUCAUGCUGUCAGAGUGUGUGUCUGUGGGGUGCGUUGCGUACCUCUUUGAGUUUCUCUUCGUAGACCUUGAUGGUGUCGUUGUAUGUCUUGGUGGCCCGGUGCACCUCAAACUGAAGCUCCUUGAUCAGACGAUUCUUGGAACCCAGAGCCUGCACACACACACAGAUAUUCACUCUACACCUGCCCGUCUGUGUAUGUGUGCGGUGACCUGGUCGAGUUUGGUGGAUAUGUUGGCGACUGUUGUGGGGUCGACCUGUGCCGUCCGCAACACCUCCUGCAGCUGAGCUUGCUGCAACCAAACACAAGAUAGACAGAGAGAGUGACAAUGAGCCUGGCAUCGCACGCAAAGCACAUCCAUCCAUCCAUCCAUGUGCCAAUCAAGACAGCACAGCAGUCGUCAGCUAGGAGCGAAAGGUACUUGCUUCACAGGUGCGGCCAGACUGUCUGGCCAUCCUCGUAUGAACUAUGCGAUCAUCACUGGCCGCCGUGCCGCAUGCCAUCCCAUCCCAUCUGUGGUCCCGCCCACGCCCCCACGCACCCACCUUCUCGUUCAUCUGCGAGGUGAGCAGGUCCAGCUUCUUCUCGAGCACGAUAUUCUUGAACUCGGCACGCCGCCGGAUCUCCUUGACCUGCACUCGCACACACACACAGCCACACGGAUGCGUGAGUGCGGCGGUGUGGCGUCGGCUCACUCACUUACCCCCUUGUUGAAUCGCUUGUAGAGAUCGUCACGCUCCUUCUCGACCUGACACACAGAGUGUUCACAAUGGAUUGACGGGAUGGAUGGAUGGAUGCCUGUGUGUCCGUGUGCCUGUAAGUCUGUCAGUCUGUCAGUCUGUUGGGUUGCUGGCUGGCCCUGCCUUGCACCUACCUUUCUGAAUCGCUCUUCGAGUGCUCUGUAAUCCUGCUUGGCGUCCUUGAGUGUCUGCUCCAUGUCCACACACCGAGACUUGAGAUUCUUCAACGCCAUCUUGUCCUAACACACACACACACACACACAGACACAGACACACAGACACACACGCAUCGAUGCCGCUUGAGCCUCUCUGUCUGUCACUCACCGACCUUUGUGUAGUUCUUGAGCUGCUGUGUGAGCUCUGCGCGUAGCUUCUCCUUCUGUGCGAGCGGCUCGGCCAGCUGUUUCCUCUCUGCCUGCAGCUGGAGCAUCUUCUUGUGGUGCGUCUUCUCACGCUGCUUCAUCUCGUUGAUCUCCUCCUGAACGAACGGAAGCACAGACAGCCACACACACGUCAGGUCAGGACAGGCACCCGAUUUGUCCGUGUGUGUGCUCUGUGUGCCUUAAGUGAUCUGAUGAGCUGGAGGUUGUCGUGUGUGAUGUCGUUGUAGUAGGCCUUGAUCUGAUCAAAGGCCUCCUGGUGAUUCCUGACACACACACACACGCCGCCCGCCACGAGUUCACACGCACUCAUCGUCGGCUGCUUGUCUUGUUGGCUUGCUGACUUACUUCAUGAGGUCGUUGAUGUGUUGGUUCUUCCUCUCCUCUAUCUCGUGGAUCUCCACCUUGCGACGCAACUCAAGGUCCUCACGCAACGACUCCAACUGAUCACAUACACACACACGGGCACUCACGAGUAAGCUGAAGGCCUCAGUGAGUGCGGCUCAUCCAUCCCCCUUCACACACACCUGUGCCUCAUACUGCGUCUGCAGUUGUGUGUGGUUUCUGUCGAAUUGCUCUUUCAGUUUCUGGAAGUUCCUAUCGAAACCGUCCUCGAUGCGCUUCACCUCCUCCUCGUUGGCCAAUCCCAACUCGCGGAAAUCAUACUGCAGUGACGUCUUGUCCUGAACGAAUGAACACACGCCGCCCACCGGACACACACAUACACAGAAGGAGAGAGAGAGAGAGAGAUGAACAAUCCGAAUCUAUUUGUGAACGCCCGAAGCUAUUUGUGAAUGCAUUGAUCCCUCCCUCUCUCCGUCCCUCCCUCCCUCCCACACGCACCGCAGCGAGCCCCUGGACGUGUUGGAUGUGGUCGUCUUUCUCCUUUUGUAUGUUGUCCUCUCCCUCCGACUGUAUGAGUUUCUUCUGCCGCUUGUGCUCAUACUGUAGGUGCCUUAUCUUUUGCUCGUAGACGCGAAUCUCCACCUGGUGGUUCUUCUCGCUCGUCUCGAUCUCCUGGUCCUUGAGCAACAGAGCCGCAUCCAGCUGGCCGCUCUCGUCCUUGGUCACCUCGUAGAACCGAUUCACCAUGUCCUGAUAAAGUGAUUGAUUGAGAUCAGAUGAGUGAAUCAACACACAAAGAGAGAGAGCAUCAAGCCGUCUGCCCAUUCAUCGUGCUGUCUACUGAGUUGUUUGAGUCUUUCUUGGGUCAGUCAGCUAGUCAGUUACCCGUUCGAGCUGCAUGUAGUUUCGCUCGCUCAUGGAUUUGUUGAGCCUCUGCUGGUAGGCGUCGAUGCGCUCCCGCAGCUGGUCAACGCCCAACGAGCGCAGCUCCACAGGGAUGUCGGCCAGCGGGUCUGCAUCGGCUUUCUUGUCCUUCUUCUUCCCCUUCUUCUUCGGCGCCAUCCUUUCAAAGCGAUAUUAUUAAUUGGUAGUGGCCUUGAGGUGGCACUGCAGGCAGUCCACAGUGUGGCCGGGAGGCCUCCUUUCGCCUUUUCC